AUGGCGGUGACACUUUUUAACCAGACCUGUUGGAAUUGUUCAAACAUUCUUCCCUAUUUGAAAACAACUGCAACGACAAAAGGUUACACUAACAUCAGUGAAUUCUUAACGAGAGAUUCAGCGGUCAUUCUCUCGAUAAUCAGCUCUUUGGCGUGUAUGAUAGGAUGCCUUGGAAACUCUUUGGUCAUGCUCGUCGUACAACGAAAUAAAACUUUUCGCACGAUACCCGACCUUUUCAUCACAAGCUUGGCUGUCUCCGACUUCUUCGUGUGCGCACUUUAUUUACCGUUGCGUAUUUACUACUUCUUUCAUACCAUCAGCGAAAGUGAGGGCAAAUCCAAAGCUUUCGACUACGCCAUGAGUUUCCUUGGGCAUACUUCCAUGGUAGCUUCCGCUUCAAACAUGUUUGCGGUCACAAUUGAUCGCAUCAUUGCAAUCAGAUUCCCAUUCAAGUACGUUUUCAUGACAGCCAAACAUGCUGUAGUUCAAAUACUGCUUGUGUGGAUAGUCUCUCUUGCAUUCGGUGUCUUGUACGCUCCUCUCUUGGUGUCCAAUAUGUACAUCGCCCUUUAUUGUUCAGUUCUUCUGAUAACAACAAUGCUCAUGUACAUCUACAUUUUCAUCAUUGCAAAACGAGCAGAAAACAGGAUACAGAACGCUCAGUCAACAUUGGAAAGGACUGUGUCUGAGAAAAAAGUAGCCAAAACCGUUUUCACAGUCGUGGGGGCCUAUAAUUUGUGUUGGCUGCCUAUGCUUCUUCUCCCAGCAAUUGCCAACCCUUCAACGAACCCAGUUCAGUUUGGUAAAGGAUUUUUUUGGGCUCAAACCCUUCUGGUCUGCAAUUCAGCAAUUAAUCCUUACAUUUACUGUAUGAGAAGCAAGAAAUAUCGUGCGGCAUUUGGUAAAAUACUGCACAUUCAGCUUUGCAUUGGUCAUGAAUAAUGGAUGUAAUAACAAAACGUACAAAAUUAAUCAUAACUUUAAGUCAACUACUUCACCAUCUAUCUGCCAUCAGAGAUGAGUGGAUAUUUCUUGCUUGAACAAAAUGAUGAAAAAUAGAUCUUAAAAAAUAGCCUACGCCACAUGUACAGGCAAAGCGUAAGAGCUUUUCAGCAAAGCGAAUAAGAGUAUUUUCUUCAUUAAUAGGAGGGUCUCAAUGGGGUUAGCCGUAAAACAGCCAAAACGUGUAGUCUUUAGGCGUAAAACUUGAUAAACUUAGUCGUAAAAAAGUUAACCGUUAAAAAUUUUCAUGCCUUCAAUGCAAUUUUGGGUGAAUUGUUAGCUGUAAAAAUGGCCACAAUUUUGAACCGUUAGCGGCUGGCUCUUCCUGUAAACAAGAUCAUGUCACAGCUGAUAAAUUAAUUGUAAACCAAGCGGAAUUAUAAUUUUGAAACAGCAGUGCAAUUAACUGGUUGAAAUUUAUUCAGCAACAAGGUCAUAUGAUUAAAAAGCGUGAAGUUGGGAAAAAUCUAAGGGAGAUCUUCCGAGACCGCCCCCGAGAGCUGUUUAACGAGAUUCCCCAUAACACAAAUAUAAUUCUAGCGAUUCAGCCAUGCCAAUCCCAUAUUUUAAAUCGCACUCGUUUGUUCAAUACGCUUGAGAGAAUCUUUCGACGGCAAAAGGGAAUGUUUGGUUUUUGAGAGCUUUGAUUAUAGCCGGUCAGAGUUGGUAAUUGAAACGAGGUCUAAUUUAGGUCACGGUUUUUGACGAUUAAUGGACUUCUUAAGUUCCUCAUAAGUGAGGUUUUUGAAGUAAUAGGAUAUUUCUUUCAGCGCUAAUUGAAAUAGAAGCCCUUUUAAAAAUUUCGCAUAAACUUAACGUUUAGGUUAUAUUUUCCGCUUCAUCUAAGAUUGUUUAGAGCACGGUUUGGGUGAAUAUGGGAAAAAAAAUUUUUAAUAACCGGCCUUUAGGGUUUAGGAAAAAUAUAUCCAACCACCAUAAAAAAAAAGUUCAAAAACUGUGAAAAUUCCAUGUUUAAGAUGCAUUUGUAUCAAAAUGUAAAUGUAGAACACUUAAAGUAGUUAAGUGAGGUAAAACAGAGAUUAAUGAUUCUGAAAGAGAUCAAAAGCCCAAAUGUAAUUAUAGAAAGCCGAACUGUUUAAAGUUCGGCGUCAUCCUCUCAAUAUAAACUAA
Pocillopora damicornis (cauliflower coral) is the source of this 2133-nucleotide messenger RNA. RefSeq names its product thyrotropin-releasing hormone receptor. Gene Ontology annotation, molecular function: G protein-coupled receptor activity. Gene Ontology annotation, biological process: G protein-coupled receptor signaling pathway. Gene Ontology annotation, cellular component: plasma membrane. Lineage: Eukaryota; Metazoa; Cnidaria; Anthozoa; Scleractinia; Pocilloporidae. The record is from RefSeq and is a predicted model, not a curated record.